This is a messenger RNA of Periophthalmus magnuspinnatus, 1026 nucleotides long. RefSeq names its product aldo-keto reductase family 1 member B1-like. Lineage: Eukaryota; Metazoa; Chordata; Actinopteri; Gobiiformes; Gobiidae. Bases 51 to 1001 code for a protein of 316 amino acids. The transcript has 10 exons. The record is from RefSeq and is a predicted model, not a curated record. Gene Ontology annotation, cellular component: cytosol. Gene Ontology annotation, molecular function: aldose reductase (NADPH) activity.
AUUCUCUGUUCAAACCAAAACAAGAAGUGAAAGAAGACACUAUUUCCAAGAUGAUCCCAGCACUGAAACUCAACAACGGAGCAGACAUGCCUAUAGUGGGCUUGGGGACGUGGAGGGCAGAACCCGGUGAGGUGACUGAGGCAAUCAAAGUUGCUAUAAGUGCUGGGUACAGGCACAUAGAUGGGGCCUUUGUGUACCUGAAUGAGAAGGAGGUGGGAGCAGGAAUCCAUGCCAUGAUCGAGCAAGGAGUAAUCAAGAGAGAAGACUUGUUUGUUGUCAGUAAGUUGUGGAACACAUUUCAUCUUCCAUCACUGGUGAGAGAGGCCUGUGAAAAGACGCUCAGUGACUUAAAACUGGACUACCUGGACCUCUACCUCAUGCAUUCCCCAGUGGGUGCCAAGCCCGGUGAUGAACUCCUUCCAUUGGAUGAGAAUGAACAAAUGAUAUCUGAUGGCAGCAGUUUCCUUGAUACUUGGGAGAAAAUGGAGGAGCUUGUGGAUGCUGGACUGGUUAAAGCUAUAGGCAUCUCAAACUUCAAAAGAGACCAGAUAGAAUCCAUUCUCAACAAGCCAGGGCUCAAAUACAAGCCGAGUAACCAUCAGAUUGAAUGCCACCCUUACCUGAGUCAGGAAAAGCUUAUCAACUAUUGUCAUUCCAAGGGCAUCUCAGUGACAGCCUACAGCCCACUGGGGUCUCCUACUCGGCCCUGGGCUCCAAAAGAUCAAGUUAGUCUUCUUGACGAUCCUGUAAUCAAGGCUAUUGCAAAAAAGCACAACAAGACUUCAGCCCAGGUUCUAAUAAGAUUUCACAUUGAGAGGAAUGUGAUAGUAAUUCCCAAAUCCAGUACACCGAGUCGGAUAAAAGAGAAUAUUCAGAUCUUUGACUUUAAGUUGAGCGACGAGGACAUGAAGAGUCUGCUGAGCUUGAACAAGAACCAGAGAGAGUUUGCAAUGCACUUUGCCUCAAAACACAAAGACUUCCCCUAUGAUGCAGAAUAUUGAUCAUCACAUCAUGACAAACUCUGUC